AUGGAUUUGGACAUCCCGGAGGGCACACCCAACCGGGGGCCCAGUGUGCAGGCGCUGUUCAUCGUUCUGCUGGUCUGCACGACCUUGAUGACGGUGACGCGGGUGGUCUCGAAGAUCGUCACCAAGCAACGGUGGUGGUGGGAUGAUUUGUUUGCGCUGCUCUCCUGGCCAGCAGAAGUCAUCAUCCUCUCGCUCCUCAUCGCCUGGGUGCAGCUCGGGCUGGGGCUGCAUGAAGCCUUUGUCGCGGCGCAAGACCCGAGCCUCCUGACGCGCGGGGCGCGAUACUUCUACGUGUGCAUCUUCUUCUUCGACACCUCGAUCUGCUUCCCCAAGCUCUCCGCCCUCUUCCUGUACGCGCGCGUCUUCAACACGACCACCAACCGCCUCCUGCGCCUGCAGCUCUGGAUCCUCGGCGCCCUGGUGGUGGGCUGGCUCCUCUCCGCGGUGUUGGUCACCAUCUGGCAAUGUGAUCCCAUCCCCAAGGCCUGGACCCCGACGCUGAAGGGCAGCUGCGUCAACAGCUUCGCCUGGUACACCGCCACCGCCACCCUCUCCUGCGCCAUCGACAUCUGGAUCCUCAUCAUCCCCGUCCCCCUCAUCUGGCGCCUGCAGAGCAGCCUGCGUCGCCGCAUCUACCUCCUCGUCGCCUUCAUCCUCACCUACUCCGUCAUCGUCGUCUCCCUCGGCCGCAUGAUCGCCACCGUCCAGAUCAUCCCCAAGGUCGCCGACGACGAGACCUGGACCCUCACCACUUACCUCUACUGGGCCACCCUCGAGGGGAGUCUCUCCAUUAUCUCCAUCUCCGUGCCCAAUGCCAUCGCCCUCGCCAAA
Molecule: messenger RNA, 831 nt
Organism: Aspergillus saccharolyticus JOP 1030-1
Lineage: Eukaryota; Fungi; Ascomycota; Eurotiomycetes; Eurotiales; Aspergillaceae
Exons: 2
Source: RefSeq, a predicted model, not a curated record